This is a messenger RNA of Tupaia belangeri chinensis (Chinese tree shrew), 4835 nucleotides long. It is a transcript of the gene RRP1B, whose product is annotated as ribosomal RNA processing 1B. The record is from RefSeq and is a predicted model, not a curated record. NCBI's taxonomy places the organism in Eukaryota, Metazoa, Chordata, Mammalia, Scandentia, Tupaiidae. Gene Ontology annotation, biological process: rRNA processing. Gene Ontology annotation, cellular component: preribosome, small subunit precursor; nucleus.
GAGGUUUCAGUCAAGAGGAACUUCUGAAAAUAUGGAAAGGGCUCUUCUAUUGUAUGUGGGUACAGGAUGAACCCCUUCUCCAGGAGGAGCUAGCGAACACUAUUUCCCAACUCAUCCAUGUUGUUAACAACUCAGAGGCUCAACACCUGUUCAUUCAGACAUUUUGGCAAACUAUGAAUCGAGAAUGGAAGGGAAUAGACAGGCUACGCUUGGACAAAUACUACAUGCUGAUCCGUCUGGUCCUGAGGCAGUCAUUUGAAGUUCUGAAGCGAAAUGGCUGGGAAGAAAGCCGAAUCAAACUUUUUCUAGAUGUCCUGAUGAAGGAGAUCCUGUGUCCUGAGAGUCAGUCUCCUAACGGAGUGAGAUUCCAUUUCAUUGAUAUUUAUCUGGAUGAACUAUCCAAAGUGGGGGGGAAAGAGCUUUUGGCAGAUCAGAAUCUCAAGUUUAUUGAUCCAUUCUGCAGAAUUGCUGCCAAGACUAAGGACCAUACGCUGGUACAGACUAUAGCUAGGGGUGUUUUCGAAGUCAUUGUAGAUCAGUCUCCUUUUGUUCAUGAAGAGAUGGUGGAAGAACAAAGAACGAAAGUGAAUGACAGUGACCUCUCUGGGGAAGAGAUACCAGAAAACAAGAUAAUUUGCAGAAAAGCAGUUGGUAAAAAAACAGCACUGGGCAAAUGUCACUCCAGUAAAGAUGGAAUCAGUGAUGAAGGAGAGGGAAAUGACUAUGGAGCCUUGGAGGACUCAGAGCCACUUCUCCAGUUCGACUAUAAGGCCAUUGCUGAUAGACUCCUGGAAAUCACCAAUAGGAAAAACAUCCCUCCCUUCAACAGGAAGCGUCUCACCAAACUAAUAAAAAAAUUCCAAGAACUUUCUGAAGGUGGCAUAUCACAGCUCAGUUUUGCUGAGGACAUUUCUGCUGAUGAAGAUGACCAAACCCUCAGUCAAGGAAGACAUAAGAAGAAAAGAAAUAAACUUGCAGAGCAAACUGAUUUGGGAAAGAAAGCAAACAGAGUCUUUCUUGCUAAGGAAGAGGACAGUGAAGGCAGGAUUCAGAAGAGAAAAAGGAAGAAGAAGAAGAAGAACCAUCUCCAGCCUGAAAAUUCUGCCCUAGGGGACGAGGCCCCAUCUCUGGAACAGAACGGGAACAGGGAGCCAGAGGCCAGCCAGAGAAAGGCCAACACAGUGAGCGUGGCCAAGCUGGGAGGGGAGGCCACAUCUAGCACCUGUGAGGACAGUGGCUUAGAGCACCCCCCUAUCAUCCCCAACCACAGUAAAAGGAAACGGCCAAAGAAGAAGAACCUGAGGACCCAUGGAGAGCUCUGGGAGUCAACAAUGUCACCCCCAGAGGGUGCACCUCAAAAUGAGCCAAGCAGAGGUCAUCCACAGGGCUUUGCUUCCAGGGGCUCCCCAACAGGAGGAUCCCAGGCCCCAAGGAGAAAACGGAAGCUUGGAGCACUCCCACUCAAUGGCAGUGGCCCGGCUAUACUGACCUGGCCUUCGGCAAGCCCUGUGGAGAGUGGGGGCAGCCUUGCCCCUGUGCCUCCCUGUGCAAGACUACAGAAGAAAAAGGCAGAGCCCAGCAGCCUGGACUUCUGCGAUGUGCCCAGCCAGAAAACGGCAAUCUUGAAAAAAAGGAAGAAAAUGAGAGAGAUGUCGAACUUGGUAGAACAUAAUGGAGUGUUGGAGUCUGAAGUCAGGCAGAUCCAAGCUCUGGGAAGCAGCGGAACAUUUGGUCCAGUGAAGAAGAAACCAAUGAGAACAGAGAAUGACUUUGUGAAGUUUGACACCACCUUCUCACCAAAGCCUCUGUUCUUCAGAAAAUCUAAAAGUAGUCCUGCCACGUGCUCUCCAGAACCUGCCGUCCAGCUAAGCAAAACGCCGUCCAGCUCCAAGAAGGUCACAUUUGGGUUGAACAGAAACAUGACUGCAGAGUUCAAGAAGACAGACAAGAGUAUCUUGGUCAGUCCCACGGGUCUCUCCCGAGUAGCCUUUAAUCCCGAGCAGAGGCCCCUCCAUGGAGUGCUGAAGACACCCACCGGCUCCCCUGCAAGCAGUCCCCUGGUGACCAAGAAGUUACUGCCCACUACUCCGAGGAGAAGGCCAACAGCUGUAGAUUUUUUCUGAGGAUGGUUGCAGUCUCUUUUUUAAAAACUGCUUUUGUAUAGAAUGUUCUAUAAAUUAAACCUUUAAAAAUGUGGGGCCUUUUUAUUGUUUCCUAAAUUCCUCCAAACUGUGCACAAAGUUCUGCCUGUGAGCUGCCGCUCCCCAUCCCUUUGUUGGGGGCUGUGGGCCCCAACGAGUUGAGUCUUUGGCUAUAAAUGUGGCUUGUACUGAGCUCUUCGGGACUCACAUUCUAGGAUAACUCCUGGGAUUCCCAUGAGUGUAGGAAUGAGACCUUCUAUGGAGCUGAAGAAUGCAGUGAUCCCUAGGUAAAUUGAUGCUUUAGCACAACGGACAUAUGAAGUCACACUUCUGGCCAGCUGUCAGUUCCUGCAGAACUGUCGUACUAGUUGCUACAUUUGCCAUGCAAGGUUGGUCUCUGGUCAUUUUUGGUCUCACAGCCUUAUUUUCAUUUGAAAGCUUGUAAGGUUUCAUUCCAUGUUCUGCAAGCAUUUGGCAGUUUUGGAUACAGAUGAUUUUUUGACCCUAUCAGUACCCUAGUUUUUCUACAUGUAAUUAGCUGGGGGAACAGACAGGCAGAGGAUGGGGAAAGAAGAUGCCUUCUGUACUGGCAGGGGGACUUUUCUCCUCUCCUUGGCUUGUUGCCUUCCCUGUUUCCUACCUCGACAGCAAGCCCAAAGUGUCUUCAUGGGAGGGCCUUCACCCACCCCAGCUCUCACCCAGUACUUGGCCAUGGCGAGCCCCCUCUACUAAGCUUUGUGCUGUUACUAUCUUCCAGGUCCUGGCAUAUCUAUGUUUGAGCCAAGGACCUAAGUGGCAUCCCUUCAAGUGGCUUUUCCAUCUUAGGUUGAACUCAGUUCCUAGAGGAUGGUGGUGGUGGUGCUGUCUGACACCUGAGCAGAAACUCAGCAGCCACGAAGGACUGGCGCAUGUGUUACAGUGUACUUUAUUCAGAACAUGGGCACUCAUACAUAGAUUUUAUACAGUUCUGCUAGUUUAGUUGAUUACAAAAGCUGGAUAGAAGGCAGAUUUCAGUUGGAGGUGCAGAAAUGUGGCCUUUUUAGCACAGUGGUCACUUAGUCACUGGUUGUGUUUAAGGCCACGGUGUACUGGAGCCCAAGUCACAGAGAAGACUGACUCUGGAACAGGGAGCUACUUAAGCCACUGAACUAGGCUUCUCCAUGGCUUAGGCAAUUACAAAUCCUAUCUGGAAAGGAGUCACAGUGUAUAGUUUUUGUCCACAAGCGCUUAGUGCUCCCAGCCACCCCACCCUGCUUGGAACCCUCAGAUCCAGAAGUGAAAGCUACCUGCCCUCCUCCAAACCACCGCCCUCUGUAUGGGAGCCUGUUUUUCACCAAAACCUGAGCCAGUCCCCUUCCUCCCAGCUGCUCCCAACAGAAAACCCCAAGUUGCUUGAGCAGUCCAGGCCAUGGUUUUGGGUAGCAGGGCUACACUGAUCCUACCUUGGUUUCAUUCAUUCCGAGGAUCAAGGGUGGGACUUCAUCUGCCAGUUGUUGCACUGGAUGGGUCAACUUACUGAGGAAGGCCCUGUGAGAAAUAUUAACUUUGUUCUUUGCCUGUCGGUAAUGAACAUAAUGAACUUUUGUCAUAAUUAGGUCAUGAAAAAAAUAACAUCAUGCUGUUAAAUAGUCACUGUAACAAGAAGUCUAGUGUACAACAUAACUGUGGUGGUGGUGGUUGCAUGGUUUUUAGUGUGCUGUGUUGAUGUAAUACUUAAAAUCACAUCCAAAACCAAAACUGAUAAAGAUCAGAUUUAAGUGAGCAGAUAUUUUUAACUUUUGUUUAAAAAGAAAAAAGUUUCAUUAUCCUGGUUCAAAGUAUUUUUCUAAUAAUUUUUAUUUCAGCUUUAAAGAUAGGUCAUAUAGCCAGACGAGCCAUACAGUCCAGAACUGCAGAGAUGUCCCAGUAAGACCUGUAGGGCAGAAAUGGCACAUUCAUUCUGUGGACUGUUGCAGGAACUUUUCUCCUUACAUUUCUGUAUUAUCUGACUUUUCUGAGGCACCAAUGACUGUCCUAUAAGCGCACCUCCUGUUGAGCUCAUAUCCAUGAGCCUGCCAGGAAUAAGAGUGCAGCUUGGAUUCUUUCUGUUCUCUAAAUCUGUCCUGACUUCCUCCAGUGAUUGUCCUUUCAGGACCUGACCCUGGGACCCUCAGGAGCUCCCUGUGGCUAAUUUUUAAUUUUUACAUUUUGGCAACAGGAAGAAAACCUUUUUUUUUUUCAUUCUCAUUACAUACACAGCAAGAAUAUGUCACAUUAAGAAAAUGUGUUUAGAGUACCAGUUUUCUAUUUGAUGCAUGUUAUUUUCCUAGUUAAAAUUGCUUGGGGAAAUGGAAGUCCAGAAAAGGAAAUAAUUUAAAUUAAUGCUGGUGAUCUUAAAUGAGAGUAUUUUGUAAAAUGAUAAUGUUCCUCCCCCUCCCUAGAUCUGGUCAAUUUUGUACAAUUUGUUAUUAGAUUUUACAGAUUAUUUAUUCUUUCUAACUUCUGAACUAAAAGCACAAAGAAUGUAAAGAAAAUCCGAAAGCAAUUAUUACUGUUGGAAAGAAUAUGAAAUUAAGUCUUGAUUUUUUUGUACAUGUUUUCUCUGAAUUUACCUAACUACUGGCAAGGACUGUUUAUUUAUGAUCAGACUGUAUCAGGCCUGGUUUGUCAGUAUUCGUCAAAGCCAAGUCCAAUUAAAAAGUGUCUUUGCCGUCA